This is a messenger RNA of Histoplasma capsulatum G186AR, 702 nucleotides long. RefSeq lists its product as uncharacterized. The record is from RefSeq and is a predicted model, not a curated record. Bases 1 to 702 code for a protein of 233 amino acids. NCBI's taxonomy places the organism in Eukaryota, Fungi, Ascomycota, Eurotiomycetes, Onygenales, Ajellomycetaceae. The transcript has 4 exons.
AUGAGAAACCAGGAGGACGGUCGGGUCGGAAAUGGGUCGCGCGGAAAAGGCGAAUGCGAAGGUGAAGGACGACUCUUGGGUGAGGGGUACCUAAGGCAUUCAACGGCCAUCGUCAUCUUUGGGCCCUGGGCAAGGUUGUCCUGGAACACUGAUGUCAUUUUGCUUCUUGGGUUCAAACGAGGGCAUUGUCUUGAUUCGAUUGGUCGGCAUGAUGAGGCAUGUUCGAGGGAGAGGGAUCGCUGGCAUCUUGAGCAGCGAACAAUAUCGAAGGUGGACACAACAGUCUUCGAAGACUCGGAGGAGGAGCGGGGAGUCAGUCCUGUGCUGGAGGUAUUGGAGGAAGACUCCUGCAUUGAGGCAGAAGUCGAGCUCAUGAUGUACUGGGAAAUGCGGUUUGCGUCGCGAAGAGGUCGCUGGGUGAGCGCGGAAAUUUUGAGCGAGAUAGAGAUCGUAGGAGACUCGAGAGAAUCGAGAGAGUUGAGAAAGAACGGGCAGAUGAGAAGUGAUGCAACAAGGACCUUGAGGCAGGGCUCCGGGAAUGGCGGUGUUCAGGCGAGCAUGUGCAGGAUCGGUUUCCGGAUAAGAUCAGGCAAAACAGGGCGAGCAGAGCAGGAACAGGGGGAGGAAAAAGCGGCUGGUGUGGAAAACCACAGCAACGAAAACCCAAGUAGAAGAACAACGGCCUUGAUCCCUGACCAGUGA